AUGUCUGUGUUAUCAGCACCAGGUAAAGUUAUAUUAUUUGGUGAACAUGCAGUAGUAUUGGGAAAGACAUCAGUUGCAACUGGUUUAUCAUUGCGAAGUAACAUUCAAGUUGAAACACCAAAAACACCUGAACAAUCACAACAAAUCACACUUUCAUUCCCUGAUAUUCAAUAUUUUGGUGUUAAAUCAUACGAUCUCUCUCGUUUGAGGUCAUUACCUUCUUAUCAUAAUGCAAUUGAAACAAAAGAUAAUCUUAUACCAUUUGAAUGUGAUGAACAAUUUCAAAAUGAAUUGGCAGGUAUUGCAGAUUCAAAGGGUAUUCAAACCAUGUUGUUUUUAUAUUCUGCCAUUGCUAAACUAAAACAUGGUAUCUAUGUACAUUUCCAAUCUGAUUUGCCAAUGGGUGCAGGUCUUGGUUCAUCGGCUGGUUUCUGUGUCUGUAUAGUCACUGUAUUAUUGUCAAUGUUUGAUAUCUAUGCAUGUGGUGGAUGUGAACAAUGCACUAGUUUUGAAAAGGUGGCAGACACUGAUACAGAGACCACCAUCUCUUUUACUCCAUGUCAACAACAAUUGGAACUUAUCAACAAAUGGUCAUUACAAGGUGAAAAGAUUAUGCAUGGUACUCCAUCUGGUGUUGAUAAUGCUGUUAGUACUUUUGGUAGAGCUUUAACUUUUACAAGAAAAGAUGGUUAUAAAAUUUUAGAUAGAAUUCCACCAUUAAGAUUAUUAAUAGUUGAUACAAAAGUUAGUAGAUCAACCAAAGUAUUGGUUGAGAAUGUUAUCAAUAGACACAAGACCUAUCCAACAUUGAUUGAACCGGUCGCACAAUUGAUCGAUACCAUCUCUAAUCAAUGUAUAGAGGCAUUUAAUCAAUAUUUCACAGACAAUGAUAUGGAGAAGCUUCAAAAGGCAAUAGAGUUGAUGAUCGAUAUGAACCAUUCAUUGCUCACUGGUUGUUUUGGUGUUGGACAUUCGACACUUGACAAGAUUGCUACCAUUGCCAGAUUACAUGGUGUUCAUGCCAAGUUGACUGGUGCCGGUGGUGGUGGAUGUGCCAUUGUACUUUUACGUUAUGAUAUGACAGAGGGAGAGGUCUCUCGACUCAGAGAAUCACUCAAAGAAGCCGGUGGUUUUGAAUCAUGGGAAGCUACAAUCGGUGACAAAGGUGUUCAAGUUGAUAUUAUAAAUAAUUAA
Molecule: messenger RNA, 1194 nt
Organism: Cavenderia fasciculata
Lineage: Eukaryota; Evosea; Eumycetozoa; Acytosteliales; Cavenderiaceae
Gene: mvk
Product: mevalonate kinase
Exons: 4
Coding region: 1-1194 (397 amino acids)
Biological process (GO): isoprenoid biosynthetic process
Cellular component (GO): cytoplasm
Molecular function (GO): ATP binding; mevalonate kinase activity
Source: RefSeq, a predicted model, not a curated record